AUGUCUGCUAUGCAUAUGCUGGUAAGCCUGCUUGCAUUCACCAACCUAUCAAUGGGCUCGUUUGGUGCAUCUGCAUCAACCUUCCAGAAGUGCAAAAAUAUCCCCGGUGAUGCUGCGUGGCCGGCUAAAAGUGAUUGGGAUGCAUUGAACGCGAAUGAUGAGCAAUCUUUGAAGAACAGCGUUAAGUCACUAUCAAGACAUAUUCUCAACCCAGCGGUAUCUCUGGACACUGCAGAUCUGGCGUAUACCCUCUCAGAACGAAGAAGUCGCCACUACCAUCGUGGGUUUGUCGUGUCUAAGACGAGCUCAUUUCCCGGGGAGUCCGUUGUUUACGGUAAAAGCCAGGGCACAACUGGAGUUGGAUUUGUCUUUACUGGUCCAGGAGCCCAGUGGUCUCAGAUGGGAUUGGAGUUGAUAGACACAUUCUCUACUGCAAAGAGAACGAUUCAACAUUUGGACGACGUCCUCCAGGCCCUGCCUUCACCUCCAAGCUGGACCCUCCUAAGCGAGUUGACUGAGGCUCUAAAACCAGAAGCUCUUCGUUUGCCAGAAUUCUCCCAGCCCCUAGUUACAGCUUUGCAACUUGCUUUGGCUCAUAAGAACCCGAUCUUGAAAAUCGCAGAGCUCAAUCUCGAUGCGGAAGAUCAGAGUAGUUUGUGGCUGCAACGCCCAAAUCCAAAAAGAGCUGCCAGUUCCCUCUACCGCUUUGCUUCCAGCGACUCCACGACAGUGGUCAGCGCCCAGGAGAAAUAUUCCCCUUCCGCUCCGAAUGCUGGGUUCACGUGGUUUGAUCUAGCCAAAGCAGAACCGAUUCUCGGUGAAGUCAAAUUUGAUGCCGUCCUCGUCAAAAACCACCAGUCUGUUUCCGAAGAGGCCUUGAACGUAGCCGUUGACAGCAUAUCUGCAUCUGUUCAAGAGGGCGGAUUGGUCUUGGUUGCCGGAUCUGAUAACUCGUUCACUCAAGCCGCCCUUGAAAGAAUUGGACAGGUUCAUACCACUGAUGAUAAUCUCUACAUCUGUGUAGUUGCCUCUCCUGUAGACUUGGAACAGCCCGCGCACCCAACUACUAGUCUCGUCAGCUUCUCGCAUGAGCAGGCACCUGCUGAGCUCCUUGGAUCUCUUGGCAAAUGGCACAUCAAGGCCGGACAACCACUCAGUGAGAUUGAGACCAACCAAACCAUUCUCGUCUUGGAUGAGCUCUCAUCCUCGACUAUGGACCGAUUGGACGAGAACUCCUGGACUCUGUUGCAAGAGCUUGUUCAAAAAGAAACCAAGAUUCUCUGGGUUACCACUGGGGCACAGCUUGAUGUCACAGAGCCUACCAAAGCCGCGAUCAAUGGAUUCUUCCGUGUUUUGCGUGCGGAAGAACCACUUCUUAAUCUGGUGACUCUGGAUGUCGGCCAGGCCACUGGACCAGCAACCGCGGCCGCUAUUGAUACUUGUCUGACACUCAUCAACAAACCAAAGCCCAAACAACAAGUCGACAGCGAGUUUGUCGAACGGGAUGGUAUAUUUUAUAUAAGCCGUCUGAUCCCCGAGGAGGAUCUCACCAAAUACCAGAAUGACGACCUUGGCAGUCUCAAAACCGAAGUGGUCGAUCUUCAUGCGAGCCAGACUCCCAUCCGGUUGCGAACGGAGAGACUCGGGAACAUCGAUUCCAUUCACUAUGGGGAGAUCUCGCCAGUUCCUCUGGCUUUGGGAAGCGGUUGCCUUGAAGUCGAACUCUUUGCUGCGGGUAUGAACUACAAAGAUGUCGUGGUCUCUAUGGGUAUCGUCCCUGGCAAUGAGCACACCCUUGGUGGAGAAGGCGCUGGCAUCGUCACGCGGGUUUCUCCGGACAUCGAUAACUUCAAGGUCGGGCAACGAGUCGUCGUCUUUGACAAGGGAACCUUUGCAAACAGAAUCCAGACGACACCUGGACUGUCUUUCGAGCAGGCGUCCACGCUUUCUGCCGUCUACUUGACAUCUAUUUAUGGCUUGUUUGAUCUGGCGAACCUUUCCAAGGGCCAGUCGGUUUUGAUCCAUUCGGCGGCUGGGGGUGUGGGUAUUGCGGCUAUUCAGCUUUGUCAGUAUAUUGGCGCGGAGCUUUUCGUCACUGUUGGGACGGGGGAAAAGAGAGACUUCCUGAAAUCGACAUUUGGACUUACAGAUGACCAUAUUUUCAACUCAAGAAACACUGACUUCGCUUCAGACGUCUUGGCGGCGACGAAUGGCAGAGGAAUUGAUGUCGUUCUCAACUCCCUCACCGGGGACAUGCUGGACGAGUCUUUCCGCCUCCUGGCCGACGGCGGGAGAAUGGUCGAGAUCGGGAAGAAAGAUAUUCUUGAUCGCAAUUCCCUUGCCAUGGAACCUUUCGAUCGGAACAUCUCUUUCAUGGCUGUAGAUAUGUCGCACGAGAGAGCUCCGGAUCAUCUAGUGCAACGACUCCUGGCGAGAUUGUUUGGGCUCAUCAAGAGUGGCUACGUCAAACCAAUUGUGCGCAUCCACACCUUCUCUUUCUCAGACGUGCCUUCUGCAAUCCGGUUCUUGCGAGCUGGAAAACACAUUGGGAAGAUCGUGAUCACUGAUGGACUCGAGCCUGCCAUCAAGGUGCCAGUUCGACGAGCCCUCAAGACGAUGAAGUUCCGUGAUGACGCUUGUUAUUUGAUCGUCGGUGGAUUGAAGGGUCUCUGCGCUUCCCUUGUUGUGUACAUGGCUAAGAACGGUGCUAAGCACCUUGCUGUGAUCUCUCGUAGUGGUCAUAGCGACGAGAAAUCUCAAGGCGUUGUCAAGGAGAUUGAAGCUUUAGGAUGUCAAAUUGAUCUCUUAUCAGCUGAUGUUGCUAUUGCAUCUGAUGUUGAGAAGGCUUUCCAAGCAACGACUGUACCGAUCGCUGGUAUUGUACAAGGGGCCAUGGUUCUACGGGAUCGAAUGUUCUCAUCCAUGGACGUUUCCGAUUACCACGGAGCCCUUGCAUGCAAAGUCCAAGGAACAUGGAACCUGCACAACGUCGCCGAGAAACUGGGUCUGAAACUCGACUUCUUCACCAUGCUGUCCAGUAUCUCUGGAGUCGUAGGACAGAAGGGGCAAGCUAAUUAUGCCGCCGGAAAUGCAUUCCUGGAUGCCUUUGCCAGCUAUCGCCACGGACUCGGCCAGCCAGCCUGUUCAGUAGAUCUCGGCGUCAUCGAAGACGUUGGGUAUAUCGCCGAACGCGACGGGAUGCAGGCAAAACUAGACACCAGCAUCUGGACGGGUAUCAACGAGCGCCUCCUCCGCAAAAUCUUGUACUUCUCCAUCGUACAGCAGCAAGAAGGAACGGCGCGGCUUGCUCAGUCCACACAAAUCAUCACGGGCAUUCCCGUGCCCCAGCCUGCGGACUCGGGACUCAUCCAAGAUGCUCGGUUCGCGCCUCUAUUCACGAACGCUGGAAAGGCCAAGGGUGGCGGCGAUGCCAAAUCCUCUGCAUCGAAGGAUGUCCAAGCUGUUCUGCUCCUGCUCAGAUCCAAGACCGCAGAUGCAGAUACACAGCUGGCAGCAACGGUCGAUAUCGUCAAUAAAUGCUUUGUGAGAAUCCUGAGACUUCCGGAACCGAUGGAUGUUGGAAGACCGAUAUCGGUGUACGGCAUAGAUUCUCUGGCGGCGGUGGAGGUAAGGAAUUGGUUGAGGGGAGAGUUGGGGGCGCUUGUCACGACCCUGGAUAUUGUCAACGCGACUUCUUUGUUAGAACUUUGCAAGAAGAUCGUUGCGAAGUUUGUAGCUUCUUGA
Molecule: messenger RNA, 3744 nt
Organism: Lachnellula hyalina
Lineage: Eukaryota; Fungi; Ascomycota; Leotiomycetes; Helotiales; Lachnaceae
Product: Fumagillin dodecapentaenoate synthase
Exons: 3
Coding region: 1-3744 (1247 amino acids)
Biological process (GO): fatty acid biosynthetic process; secondary metabolite biosynthetic process
Molecular function (GO): fatty acid synthase activity; oxidoreductase activity; phosphopantetheine binding
Source: RefSeq, a predicted model, not a curated record